This is a messenger RNA of Pomacea canaliculata, 3440 nucleotides long. Its product is annotated as cyclin-dependent kinase 8-like. NCBI's taxonomy places the organism in Eukaryota, Metazoa, Mollusca, Gastropoda, Architaenioglossa, Ampullariidae. Gene Ontology annotation, molecular function: ATP binding; cyclin-dependent protein serine/threonine kinase activity; RNA polymerase II CTD heptapeptide repeat kinase activity. The record is from RefSeq and is a predicted model, not a curated record. The transcript is spliced from 15 exons. The coding region runs from base 40 to 1506 and encodes 488 amino acids. Gene Ontology annotation, cellular component: mediator complex; nucleus. Gene Ontology annotation, biological process: protein phosphorylation.
CUCCGAUACUUCCUCCCCGACCAUCCGAGAUGUUAUCUUAUGUUAACAUGGAUUAUGAUUUUAAAGUUAAAACAGCAUCAGAACGAGCCAAAGUUGAAGAUCUUUUUGAUUAUGAAGGAUGCAAGGUCGGUAGGGGAACGUAUGGGCACGUCUACAAGGCAAAAAAGAAAGAAGGAAUUGAAGCUAAACGGUUCAUUUGGGCCGAAGAGCAGUCAGGAAUAUGCUCUCAAGCAGAUCGAAGGCACUGGUAUUUCUAUGUCAGCAUGUCGAGAAAUAGCAUUGUUACGAGAGUUGAAGCAUCCUAAUGUCAUCAGCCUACAGCGUGUUUUUCUUUCCCACACAGAUCGCAAAGUUUGGCUGUUGUUUGACUAUGCAGAACAUGAUUUAUGGCAUAUAAUUAAGUUUCAUAGAUCUGCAAAAGCCAAUAAAAAGCAGGUCAAUGUUCCCAAGAAUAUGGUGAAGUCUCUUCUUUAUCAAAUUUUAGAUGGCAUCCACUAUCUGCAUGCCAACUGGGUUUUACAUCGUGAUUUGAAACCUGCCAACAUUUUAGUGAUGGGAGAAGGCCCAGACAGAGGUCGAGUCAAAAUUGCUGACAUGGGUUUUGCACGGCUGUUUAAUUCACCAUUGAAACCUCUGGCUGAUCUAGACCCUGUGGUUGUAACAUUUUGGUAUCGUGCCCCUGAAUUACUCCUUGGAGCUCGGCAUUACACCAAAGCCAUAGACAUCUGGGCCAUUGGCUGUAUAUUUGCGGAGUUGCUGACUUCAGAACCCAUAUUCCACUGCCGACAGGAGGACAUCAAGACAAGUAAUCCCUAUCAUCAUGACCAGCUUGACCGCAUCUUCAAUGUCAUGGGAUUUCCACAAGAGAAAGACUGGGAAGACAUACGAAAAAUGCCAGAACAUCAGCAGUUGAUGAAGGAUUUCAAAAGAUCUGCUUAUAUCAACUGUAAUCUCAUGAAAUAUAUGGAAAAACACAAAGUUAAAGCAGACAGCAAAGCCUUUCAACUGCUUCAAAAGCUUCUAACAAUGGAUCCAACCAAACGAAUAACAUCAGAACAGGCGAUGAGAGAUCCUUAUUUCCUUGAAGAGCCACUUCCAUCUGUUGAUGUAUUUGAUGGUAUGCCAAUACCUUAUCCCAAACGAGAAUUCAUUUCUGAUGAUGACAAUGAAGAUAAAGCUGAUACUGGGGCCAGCAAGGUAAAACAGCAAACUGCAGGAGGAGGCAACGAUCAGUCAUCAGCACACAACCAGCCACCAGCUAAACGUGUGAGAGUGAUGGCCCCUACUACAACAUCCAGCAGUUCCAUGGUGUCUGGCGACUAUCAGUUGAUUAAUGCACUUGCAGAAUUAGAUGGAAAGGAGAUGUCUUUGAGACCUGCAAAUGCAAAUCCUUUAUGGCAUGUCCACAACAUGCCACCUAACACACAGCAACAAACCAUGCCGUUUUCAACAAGUUCUACAUCUCACACGUCAUCAUCCUCCACCUUCCCCCAGCGCAUGAUGUAACACAAACAUCGAGAGACUGGGCUAAGCCUGCCCUGCUUCUGCAUGGAGAGAACACGUGUUAGGGUUGCAGCAACACCCUUUGUGAAGCAUUCUCGUGGUUGAGAAUGCUUUUUACAAAAAGGAGGUUUAACAAAAAAGCAAAACUAGAAAUGGAAAGAAGGGAAUUUUUAAACAGUGGUCUUAACAAGUUUGAUGAAGACAAAAAUAAAUUAACAUGGGUGAGAAAGAACAUGGAAGAAUAGAUAGCAGUUUGUCUUAUCAAGAAGUAUGGAUUAUGUGAAAUGCUAAUGAUGGUGUAGCAAAAGUGGUUUUAAUUUUAUCUUUUUCCUGGAAAUGUUUGACCAUCAGCCAGAGUUGGUGAAUCAGAAGAUACCAGGGAUGCUGGAUUCAUCAGCGAUUGUGCCUCAUCUUGGGCUCUUUGAAAACAAAGCUGCUGCUGGUGCUGUCAGCUAAAGGCCAUUAAUUAUAUAUACAACCCGCGUUCACAAAUGGAUUUUUGUUGUUUCCACAGGUGUCAGUGAGUUUUAUGCUGCUUACCUGCUUAGAUGCCAUAGUUUACAAGCUGUGGUUUGUGAAGAGAGAAAAAAACAUUUCUCUCUAUAAUUGUGUUUUCCUGAGAGCAAGACCUUCAGUCAUUUCAUACACACACUGGACGUCAGUAUUGUGCAUAAUUUGCAUUCGUGAUUCUUACCUGGCAAACAUACCUGAGGAUUCAGACUAUUAUGAAGGAAAUGUGCAUCAUAGAAUCUGACUGUAGCUGCUUCUCCAUUGGGCUUGUGACAGUAAAGACCAAAGGUCACAGUUCAGGUCAUUGGAGCUUGGGAACAGCCAGGAUCUUCUGCAGUGGUGUGCAAAUCAAAAGCAAUUCAUUUUGCAUGUCAGCGCCACAUAUGACUGGCAGGAGGCUUGUGGAGUGAUAUUCAUCAUACAAAUAAUCUCAAAGCUGUCUUGUCAAACAGUUUAGUGUGUCCAGUAUUCUGAUGAAGGCAGUCUUCAUUCAUAGUUGAUAGAAAAUGCUCAGUGAGAGAGGAUUGCUUCAGGGGCAUAUAUAUAUACACACACGCUGAACCAAAUGGACAAGAAAAGAAAUGAAGCUGAAACAGCUUUGUGAGGAGGAAAAAGAAAAGGUUAAAGGUCAGACUAGAUCACUAGAAGUCGAGAAACAUGACUUACUUUGUAGGAAAAAAACAAUUAGCCAAGAAUCGUACAAGUACUGUCUUAAAGAAAAUAAUGUGGCCAAAAAUCUACUUUACAGACAGGAGGGCUACUAAAUCUCUGUUGUCUAAAGUGUAUCCAGACGUGAUACAAACUGCCAUUGCCAUGUUCCCUAGACAAAACUGGAAACUGGCAAAACUGCAAAUAUGUGUUGUCUAGAUAGAUGCUGUUCAAGAUGAGGGAUCCAUCCAGUUCCACUGAAGAGUCAAGACUCUUGUUAACUGUGGAUUUAGUUUAAUAUAAUUUUGCUGUGGAUGGUAGGGCCUUAUGUCUUUUUGUUUUGUAUUUAAACAUAUUUAUAAUCAGCUAGAAAUAGUCCUCAGAUAAACGCUGACUUUAUUCAAUAAAGGAGCAGUGAUAAACAAGUAGACUGAGUAAAACUGCAGGAAAAGGUUUGGAGAAACAUUUCCAUCCAUGUCAUUAGGUUUUAAUGAGGAAGAAAGAAAAUGUUAUUUAUUGAUGUUUAUUAUAGACAUCAUGUCUUAGAGUUAAUGUACAGUCUAGUUCACCCAAACUGCCAUCCAAUGAUCCUCUUCUCAUUUUAAGUAUUUUGAGUUAAAACAAACACACACUUAUGUGUGUAGAGCUUGGAGGAGGGUGUGUAUGUGAGUGUGCAUGCACGAGAAGGUGUAUUUGUGUGUGUGCGUGUGGAGAAAGAAGAUUUACAUGUAGAUUCCCAUAUGUAAAAUUUGAAAUAAAAAUCUGCUGCUACAUCUUAA